CCCACCCUGCCCAACUCUCGCGAGAGCGGUGUCUGCGUUUCUGGACGUGCGGCUGCUCUCACUUUCCGUCAUGGCGCUGAAGGUGGCAGCGGUCGUCGGUGGCGCUGCAAAGGCAGUGCUCAGACCUGCCCUCCUUUGCCGUCCUUGGGAGGACUUCAGCUGGCCUUUGCCGGAUGGGCUGGACAGCAGCCGUCGGCAUCUGGGUUCUCUUUGCCAGGUUCUCGGUGCCCAUGAGGCCCCCCGGAGGAGCAUCUCACCUCCGUCGGCGAAGUAUGGUGGACGGCACACGGUCACCAUGAUCCCGGGCGAUGGCAUAGGGCCAGAGCUCAUGUUGCACGUCAAGUCUGUGUUCAGGCAUGCGUGUGUGCCGGUGGACUUUGAAGAGGUGCACGUGAGCUCCAGUGCUGAUGAGGAGGACGUCCGCAACGCCAUCAUGGCCAUCCGGCGGAACCGCGUGGCCCUGAAGGGCAACAUUGAAACCAAUCACAACCUGCCUCCGUCUCACAAAUCCCGAAACAACAUCCUUCGCACCAGCCUGGACCUCUACGCCAAUGUCAUCCACUGUAAGAGCCUGCCAGGAGUGGUGACCCGUCACAGGGACAUAGAUAUCCUCAUCGUCCGGGAAAACACAGAGGGCGAGUACAGCAGCCUAGAACAUGAGAGUGUGGCUGGAGUGGUGGAGAGCCUGAAGAUCAUCACCAAAGCGAAGUCCCUGCGCAUUGCUGAAUACGCCUUCAAACUGGCCCAGGAAAGCGGGCGCAAGAAAGUGACAGCCGUGCACAAAGCCAACAUCAUGAAACUGGGCGAUGGGCUCUUCCUCCAGUGCUGCAAGGAAGUGGCAGCCCGCUAUCCGCAGAUCACCUUUGAAAAUAUGAUUGUGGACAACACCACCAUGCAGCUGGUGUCCCGACCCCAGCAGUUUGAUGUCAUGGUGAUGCCCAAUCUCUAUGGAAACAUUGUCAACAACGUCUGCGCAGGACUGGUUGGGGGCCCUGGCCUUGUGGCCGGGGCCAACUAUGGCCACGUGUAUGCUGUGUUUGAGACGGCCACGAGGAACACGGGCAAGAGCAUCGCCAACAAGAACAUCGCCAACCCCACGGCCACGCUGCUGGCGAGUUGCAUGAUGCUCGACCACCUCAAGCUCCAUUCCUAUGCCACAUCCAUCCGUAAGGCCGUGUUGGCGUCCAUGGACAACGAAAACAUGCACACCCCAGACAUUGGGGGGCAGGGCACCACAUCGGAGGCCAUCCAGGACAUCAUCCGCCACAUCCGCAUCAUCAAUGGCCGCGCCGUGGACGCCUAGGCCGUCCCCCGGGACCGCCUCCGUGCAUCCCCUCUGCCGCCCCAGCUUUUUCGCCGGUUUGGUGGGCAGCCCCGGAAUAAAUCCGCUUCCCUCCCUGG
Mustela lutreola (European mink) is the source of this 1401-nucleotide messenger RNA. RefSeq names its product isocitrate dehydrogenase (NAD(+)) 3 non-catalytic subunit gamma (gene IDH3G). Gene Ontology annotation, cellular component: mitochondrion. The coding region runs from base 71 to 1303 and encodes 410 amino acids. Gene Ontology annotation, molecular function: NAD binding; oxidoreductase activity, acting on the CH-OH group of donors, NAD or NADP as acceptor; magnesium ion binding. The transcript is spliced from 12 exons. The record is from RefSeq and is a predicted model, not a curated record. Gene Ontology annotation, biological process: tricarboxylic acid cycle; isocitrate metabolic process. Lineage: Eukaryota; Metazoa; Chordata; Mammalia; Carnivora; Mustelidae.